ACUUCGCUUUCUGUGAUCCUCUCUCUUCCUCUCAGCUUCGGUCUCUCUAGGUUUUUUUUUCCCUUGCUGGGAUUGGAUCAAAUCUCCACCGUCGAUUGAUGAAGGUCUAGAAGGAACACGAUGAGCCCUGGUGGUCUUCUCCUGGUAAGAAGGAACAGUAUUCAUUGGUGUUUUUACUUCCAGAAAUGUUCGACCCAUUUAUGUUGAUCCACGUCCGUACCUCCCCAAUCUGGUUGCGCAAGAGAAAAAAACCCAAUACCCAGAAAACCCCACUUCCAAAUUACUAAGCUUUUCACACUAAAAAGCUCUAAUCUUUUUCAUCUUUUUUGGAUUCAGAAACAAGCUCCAAGAUCACAUUUUUACUUCAUUUCCUAGCUUUGCUUAGCUUUUGUAUCAGAUAGUUGGGUUCAAACUAUGCCCCUCAGUUUAAGUUUGAGUUCAGAUUAGUUUGGAGUUGUACAAAUUUUUGAGUUGGGGGUUUUUGGUUGUUUAGUUGAUUUUUCAAAGUGGCUAAGAUGAGCUUAAGCACAGCCGAGGAUGAUUCGCCUUCGGAGAUUCAUAUCCCGGCAGAUAUAGAUUGGCAUAUGCUUGAUAAGUCCAAGUUUUUCUUUCUGGGUGCUGCUUUGUUUUCUGGUGUUUCAGCUGCUCUGUACCCAAUUGUGGUCUUAAAGACUCGGCAGCAGGUCUCCUUUCCUCAAGUCUCUAGCUUCAAGAUGUCGUAUUCCAUCAUGCGCCACGAAGGGCCCAGAGGAUUUUACAGAGGUUUUGGGACCUCAUUGAUGGGUACAAUUCCGGCACGAGCUCUCUACAUGACAGCUCUUGAGGUUACCAAGAGCAAUGUUGGGACUGUGACUGUGCAAUUGGGGUUUUCGGAUACUACUGCAAUGGCUAUAGCUAAUGCUGCUGCAGGGUUGAGCUCCGCCAUGGCGGCGCAGUUGGUUUGGACCCCGAUUGAUGUUGUGAGCCAGAGACUAAUGGUUCAGGGUUGCAGCUACAGCAACAAUAGCAGUGUCCCCGGUGGGGGCUCGUGUUCAUAUCAGUAUAGGAAUGGUUUCGAUGCGUUUAGGAAAAUUGUAGGCGCAGAUGGGUUCAGAGGAUUGUAUAGGGGAUUUGGGAUUUCGAUAUUAACUUAUGCACCGUCUAAUGCGGUUUGGUGGGCUUCUUACUCUGUGGCACACAGACUCCUAUGGGGUGGUUUUGGUUGCUACAUGUGCAAGAAAGAUGAGAAUGGGUCGCCUAAUCUUAAGCCUGAUUGCAAGUCAAUGUUGGCAGUUCAGGGGUUAAGUGCAGCCAUGGCUAGUGGUGUUUCAGCUUUGAUUACAAUGCCUUUGGAUACCAUCAAGACAAGGCUACAAGUUUUGGAUGGAGAAGAAAAUGGUCAGAGAAGACCAUUAACAGUAACGCAGACUGUAAGAAAUUUGGUUAGGGAAGGAGGGUUUGGUGCUUGUUACAGAGGACUAGGACCAAGGUGGGCUUCAAUGGCUAUGUCUGCUACAACAAUGGUCACUACCUAUGAAUUUCUCAAACGGAUGUCGACUAAGAACCAAGGGAGCUGAGAAGUCAGUUUGGAUACAUACAAUGCAGUGGUUUUUCUUAUCUGAUCAAAUCGUUCUUCCUGGCAAUAUUGGCCUGCUUAGCUAUAGUUAUCCUCUCAAGAUAUGUAAAUUUUGUAGUGUACCACUCCUUAGAGUUUCCCCUUUUGCCUCUAAUUAUAUGUCUCUUGCAUCCUACUCUCUCGUGUAUCUGUUGUCCUAGUAGUUUCUGGUUUUGGGUAAAUUUUCCAAAUAGCUCAUCGUCUGAAGCAUUUGGGUUCUUGUAGUCAGCUCAGCUGGAAAAGUGCUAAAGCUUAGUGAUAGAAAUACUAUGGAUUUCAUACUUUCCGUAGGA
Messenger RNA from Argentina anserina (silverweed cinquefoil), 1887 nucleotides. RefSeq lists its product as uncharacterized. Gene Ontology annotation, biological process: transmembrane transport. NCBI's taxonomy places the organism in Eukaryota, Viridiplantae, Streptophyta, Magnoliopsida, Rosales, Rosaceae. The transcript has a single exon. The record is from RefSeq and is a predicted model, not a curated record. The coding region runs from base 516 to 1556 and encodes 346 amino acids.